AUGAAGUUGACCGUUCUAUUCGCCGGGCUUGUCUCGGCCCAGAUACCUGCAUUCGCACCUCCCGGGCCUGACGAUGUCCGAGGACCCUGCCCAGGCUUGAACAUGUUGGCCAAUCACGGUCUUCUACCACGAAGUGGGAAGAACAUCACUCAGGCCGACCUCGUCACUGCGAUGCGCCAGGGGAUGAAUCAAGACGAAAGCCUCUCUGUCCUGCUCUUCCGGGCAGCGGUGCAGACGAACCCGACCAAAGACAAUGCCACUUUCUCCUUGCCUGACCUCGGCCAUGCAUUCUUCGGGGACCCGAUUCCCUUCAACCAGACAAUAUUCGAUGAGACGCUUGCUCAGUGGACAGAAGACACCAUCAGCGUCAACGCAUCCGCCAAAGGCCGUGCCGCUCGCAUCCGUACCUCCAACGCGACGAACCCCGAGUUCAGCCUCUCUCGGCUCGCUCAAGCCUUCACCACCGGCGAGUCCGUGGCGUUCAUCAUGGUCUUCGGGGAUGUGCAGACUGGCGUCGCGCCUAAAGCUCCCGUGCAAUUCUUUUUUGAGAACGAGCAAUUUCCUCCCGGGUACGCACCGCCGGCGAAUGUGGUGACCAGUACAAAUCUGCAGGACCUCUCCCAGAGACUUGGCCAAGCGCUGGUGGCGGAAGGCGUCGAUAUUAGUAACCUGACCGGACCAAGACGGCGGGAUGUUCAUGGGAGCUUGUGGUAG
Molecule: messenger RNA, 714 nt
Organism: Diaporthe citri
Lineage: Eukaryota; Fungi; Ascomycota; Sordariomycetes; Diaporthales; Diaporthaceae
Exons: 4
Coding region: 1-714 (237 amino acids)
Molecular function (GO): peroxidase activity
Source: RefSeq, a predicted model, not a curated record